Pecten maximus is the source of this 1277-nucleotide messenger RNA. RefSeq lists its product as uncharacterized. The record is from RefSeq and is a predicted model, not a curated record. The coding region runs from base 138 to 782 and encodes 214 amino acids. The transcript is spliced from 4 exons. Lineage: Eukaryota; Metazoa; Mollusca; Bivalvia; Pectinida; Pectinidae.
CGCUUUUCUACAUAUUUUCAAUAACAGUAGAUAUUUCAAGUAAAAGUUGCCAACGUUAUGGAGAAGGAAGAGACCGUUACCUGCCCGGAUUUGUACAGACUACUGUAUAUAAUGUCGGCUAUCAGCAGUGUAUUCAAAUGUGUUAUAGAAAAGUUAACUGUGAUUCUAUCAACUACGACAAAGAUCAACUAAAGUGUGAAAUGAACUCCGUUGUAACUGCCGGACAUACUCUGGAUGAUAUCCUAGAAUUCAGACAAGGGUCACAACACAGUGUGGUCAACAAGACGGCGCUAAAUGAGGAUCAGAGAUCAUGUGAUUUGUUGAACUGUCCCCUGAACACUCAAUGCCUCAAGUUACGAGACAACACAGCUAUAUGCCACCCAGACACAUGCCGACGAACAGACUAUUUGUUGUCAUCAAAACUGAAUUUCUGCUUUAAAAUCCAUGAUCAACUAGUCACUUCCGCAGACGCAGUACAGACAUGUACGGAUGAAAACGCCAGUCUGGCAGUCAUCAAUUCUGCUGAGAAAAAGGAUUACUAUGACAAAGAACAUCUCAGAUUCAAAUUUUCAACUCGACUAGGAUUCUUCGUCGCCGGAUCAUAUCUUGGCGGAGUGUGGAAACUCCCUGACAACACUAUACUGGACCAGUCCGUUGAUUGGUCCACAGUCUACAUGAACAAUGACGGGCCGUGUGUGGUACUGUGGAGGAUACCAGAGAAAUAUGUCCUCACUGAUGGGUCAUGUACAGCAAAGUAUCGCUUCAUCUGCGAGCAAAACUAAACUAGUUGGACUUUUUUAAACAUUAUUUUAUAACGAUGUUUUAUUACGGAGAUUUUAUCGGUACUACUUUAGAUGAUCUACCGUGGAUUUAUCUGACCAGCCACCAAAUAUUGGUUUAAAUGUGUAACGAUAUUGUGUCACCUGAACCUGGCAAACUGACACAGUAGUGUUUGUACUCUGUAAUUACCCUUACUAUAACUGUAAAAUGACUUUUAAAUUAGAUGUCAUUUCAUAAUGUCAGACAGAAUUAAGGCUCUCUUGUAAAAUAAAGGAAUGAAAUGUGUAAAUGAAUGUAAGGUGAUGAAUGAGAGCCCUCUUGUAUGAGGAUAUAUUUGUCAGGAUACUGAAAUCCAGGGCCUCAACCCUGGCAGCAGUCCAAAUUGUUAAAUGUUCUGUGGCAUUAAAAUUUCUUGUACCUUAAAAAAAAUAUAUAGGGUACCAUGUGACCUUAAUAUAACUCAAAUCACGUGUAUAAUAUAUGUUGGUAUAAAAUAA